UUCUCCUGCAACCCAUAAAGCCCCAAGUCCCAACACCAUGGCUUUCUGUGUCACCCGCUGCUGCAGUGUCCCUACCGGCCCCGCCACCACCAUCUGCACCUCUGACAAAUGCUGCCGGUGUGGAGUCUGCCUGCCCAGCACCUGCCCACAUGAGGUCAGCCUCCUGCAGCCCACCUGCUGCGACCCCUGCCCCCCACCUUGCUGUGAGCCUGACACCUAUGUGCCAACCUGCUGGCUGCUCAACUCUUGCCACCCGACGCCAGGACUGAGUGGGAUCAACCUGACCACCUAUGUCCAGCCUUCCUGUGAAGGUCCCUGCGAGCCCUGCUGUUAACCAGCCAAGUCUUCGCACAGCUCGGUGACGCAGCUGCUCAACACCCUCCAUGUUAGCCAGCCUUCAACACUCCACUGCUGCCUACAAUCCAGGGGGAAGCCACCCCAGUUCCCAGGACCGUCUUUUCAUGAACUUGCUCAACUUCUCAAUUCUCUGCUGCUUUGGGUACAUUUGGAGACCUCCAUUCUAUCUUUCAGGCUACUUCAUUGCUCUUUGAGAAAUGAUCGCUUUGACUAUUUUUUAAUAAACUCCAUUCUGGCUUAGCAAA
Messenger RNA from Nycticebus coucang (slow loris), 602 nucleotides. Its product is annotated as keratin-associated protein 3-1. Gene Ontology annotation, cellular component: keratin filament. The transcript has a single exon. Gene Ontology annotation, molecular function: structural molecule activity. Bases 38 to 334 code for a protein of 98 amino acids. NCBI's taxonomy places the organism in Eukaryota, Metazoa, Chordata, Mammalia, Primates, Lorisidae. The record is from RefSeq and is a predicted model, not a curated record.